UUAAUUUAGACAUUGUUAAGCACUUCCAAAUCUUGUUUACUGCAAAAACUUGUUUAAUCCAAAUCUUGUAUAAUUUUAGUGUAGUUUUACAGUCCACGUUUUCUAAAACAAAUAGCAGGUUGCACAAUGUGAACGCGCCUGUUGAAGUUCUUCUAGCGCCAUCUGCUGGAAAGAAACGUUACAUUCCGACAGGGCUUCCUUGACAACGACGACACAAACUUCCUUAGCUACGGCCUAGCGUAAACAUUACAAUGAUGUGUAUGCAUACAUUAGAAAUAUAAGGGAAAAUCAUAAUAAGCGCUGCUUGGUCCUGGAGGGUCGAUAUAUUUGCCUUCUUUAAAGGUAUGUUAGACACGCAAUAAUACUGCUAUGUAUGGCGCUGAGAGAAAUCUCUUAAGUUACGUUAAAUGUUUAUUUUGUGGUGUUAUUUGAUGGAGUGUAAAGGAAUGUAAUCUAGUCAUUUCUAAAUACAAACUAUGCGUAGAUUUUCUCUUCAUGUACAUUUACAUGUACACAGUAAAUAGAAAUUAAAUGUACAUUUUUUGUGUAAGAUUUUUUAAUUCAGUUAUUUUAGGAGUAACUGUAGUUUAUAUCAUGAAGAUAAAAAUGUUUCCUGAUUUUUUAAAUAUUUAAUUUAAAAAGUUGUCAUAUAAUGAAGACUUUUAAUAAUACUGUUUUAAAGAGAUCAUGUUACCGAGUGAACAGCAGAUACUUAUUGCAGAUGAAGAAAUUAUUAAAGAAUUGUGUGUGUCUAAUGGAGUAUCAUAUGAGAAAGUUUCUCAGGAAGGUUGUGGAGUUGUGGAACUGGAGAUGUUUUUCUCUGGGCUUCCUUGUAUGGUGGGUCUCUUUCUCUUCCCCCGACUGUCCAAGCUUACCAUCGUGGGCCAGACCAUCAGCUUGAUUCAGGGCCUGGAGUGUUGCCCAGUUCUCAAUGAAUUAUGGGUAGUGGAGUGCAGGUUGAAUGAGAUUUCAGGCCUACAGAACUGUUUGCAACUGCAGAGGUUAUUUCUGUAUGAUAACAAUAUCCAGCACAUCACCAAUCUAGAGCUAUUGGUCAACCUUGAAGUUCUGUGGCUUAAUAAGAACCAGAUCUCUGAUAUAGAGGGACUGAGUUUACUUGUAAACCUUAAGGAGUUAAAUCUUGCUGAUAAUGUUAUUAAGAAACUUGGUCAUAGUCUGGAUCAAAAUAUUAGUCUCCAAAAUCUAAACCUCGCAGGAAACAAAAUCAGUUCUUUGAAGGAACUGACCCAUCUGACUCGGCUGUCCCAAUUGAGGCACCUGAGUUUGAAGGGCCCCACGUCUACUCCAAACCCUGUGUGUCUACUCUAUAAUUACUACAUUCACAUCCUUUAUCACAUGCCCCACCUGGAGAGUCUGGACACAUAUGAUGUUUCGAACAAGCAACUCAAAGAUACUGCAGAUUCUACAGUGCUAAAGAAGAUCAUGUAUUACACCAUGCGUGUGCGUUCUGCGCAAAGACAGUUUGAUGAUCUCAAAACCAAGAUCCGGCAGCAGUGGAGAGAUCAAAUACAACUACCAGAGAAGAGAAUAUGGAUGCUAACACAAAUGGUUAAGAAUUUAGAGUGUGAGCUGUCAGGUAUACAGGACGUCGGUAGGAAAUCAGAAGAACCUGGAGGCUUGACCUCUGAUACCCUUCUGCACAAACUGGAUGCUCUCAAAGAUCGACUAAAGAUCUGGGAACAGCAUUUGAAGGAGCUAGAGGCGUGUUAUCAGCAUGAAGUGGCUUUGGCCUCCGACAGGAAGGAGAUGAUGGUGCAGCUCCUGCUGUUGCAGCUGGAAACCGUAGGGAACAUUCGCUUUGAGGAGGGAAACACCGGUGAACCUUGGUUCACCCCCUGUUAUGAUCUCCUGCUUUCUCGUUUCUGUGCGUUGGAUUACAAACCUCACCACAUCACUGGCAUGAAAAUCAAUCGGAUCAUCCGUAUCCACAACCGAGCCCUGCGCCUGCGCUUCCAGGAGAAAUUGGACUCUCUUUUCAAUGUGGAAUCUUCAGCCUUCUCACAGGAACACAAACACAAUAUGGAGUAUCUGUUUCACGUCCCCGAUCCAGAGCAUUCAUGCGGGAGAGAUGAGAUACUACACAUCAUAGAAAAUGGUUUUAAAACUGCUGAUGCUUAUGAGGCACUGGGCAGAAAUCGAGCUGUUCCUCUCUCUAACAGUUUAAGUGUGUGUGACACACUGCAGAUGACAUUCCUCCAGAGGACAUCAGAAUGUAACCCUGCGGACCCCCUUCCCUUUAGAAAUGGUCAACUGAUUAUUUCUAAAGUGUUUCUGGGCCGCAGUACUGCAGUGAAGGAGGGUGUCCCAAUACAUUGUGAUCUUUACCCAAAAGUGCACUCUGUCUACCUCAGUUUCGACUUGAAACAGCAAACAGAACAAACAGCCCCUGACUGUGAUUGUAGACAGAGGCAGAAACUAUGGUACAUCUUUGACCAUGAACUGGUGCUUCCAGAGUACCUAGUGGACUUUGAAUAUAUCACACAGGACACAUCCAAGCUCUCUUCAUCUUUGGACUCCUCUCCUGUUAAUACCUCCAUAGCUGUUGAGCCAUCAGUGCCCCAUCGUGACCUGGACCUAGAUGAGAAAGCAUUAAAAAUGGAUCCCAUCCUGAAACCUCACCCAAAGAUGCUCAGUAUAGAUGAGAAAUCUAUACUGGCAGUGGCAAAGGCAAAUGUGCUCAGUCAGAUAACAGUGCUGAAUCUACAUGGUAAUAGUCUGAAUAAACUGUGUGAGAUUUCUCGACUUACAGCCCUUCAGCGUCUCACCCUCAGCUUUAAUAACUUCACUCGUCUAGAUGAUAUUUCACACAUGCCAAAUUUGGAAUAUCUAGACGUUAGUUUCAAUCGUAUUGCAACACUGGAAGGUCUGCGAGGACUUGGCGGUCUAAAAGAACUGGAUCUUCGCUGGAAUCAGUUGACCCGGGUCAGGGAUGACAUGAAUGUGUUGCGUAAACACACUCCUGCUCUGCUCCGCCUGGACUCGCGGCAUAAUCCAUGGCACAGGUAUGAAUGUGUGCAUAUGGUGAUUCUUGGUCGGCUGAAGACUCUCACUCAUCUAGACGGUACUUUAGUAAUGGAGGAGGAGGCGGCUGCUGCAGUUCAAAUGGGUGCCCAAUCCACAAUCAGCCAGGCAUCUCUGGUCGCCCACUCUCGAACAGAUACCGAACGUCCACGUAGUCUGAGUUUGUUGUCUUCUGCUCACCUGCUCACACAGAUCAGCCUGUCUCCAUGGAAACACUCACUUAAGCUUGAGCCAGGCUGGGCUUCCAAAAUCACAGCGCUGAAUCUGGAUGGUCAGCAGUUGACACGACUCGGUAAUCUAGACCAGUUGGUGAAUCUACGCUGGGCUUCAUUUGACAAUAACGAAUUAUCAUAUAUUGAGGGUCUGGAACACUGGCCUCUACUAGAGGAACUUUCACUUAACUGCAACAGUAUCUGCCGAUUUGAAGUACAGUGUACGCUAAAUCGACUGACGCGGCUCAGCAUUAACAGCAACCAGCUGCAGUGUUUAGACGGGGAUGUGUUAGACCGACUGCCCAACCUUCAAUUCCUGUCUGUUGAGAACAACAUCAUCUCCUCUCUGCAUGGAUUUCAAAGGUCACGCGCCUUAAUCGAGCUUUAUAUCGGCAACAAUGAAAUAAGCACCAGCCGUGAAAUCUUCUAUUUAAAGGCACUGUCUAGUUUAAUUAUUCUGGAUCUGCAUGGAAACCCCUUGGUGAAACUGGAGAACUACAGGAUCUACAUGGUGUUUCACCUGCCUUCUCUCAGAGCACUGGAUGGAGUGGCUGUGGAGAUGUGCGAGUCAGAAACCGCUAAAAUGUAUGAAGGGCGACUGACUGCAGAUAUGGUGGCUGAGAAACUGGGACACUGUAACUACAAAGACCUAUCAGAGCUCAGUAUGGAGUCCAGCUCUCUCAGAUUUGUGGAUCUCACACCUGCUGAUUUGUUUGGAAAUUUGCGCAGUAUUAAUCUAGAACACAAUAACCUCACCUCAUUUGGCAGCCUCAUCUUCCUGCCCAACAUCAAGGUGUUGUUUCUGAACCAUAACCACAUUGAGUCAAUUCUGCCACGUCAAAAACUUCAGAGUCACAUGAGCACCAAGCAGGUUCUCCAUCAUAAAGUCACUUCCAGUGGGUAUGGGCUGCGGAACAGCAGGUUCAACAGGGAGAAAGCACCUAGUGAUAAUCUGGAGCCUUUGAUGCCCACAUUGCAAGUUUUGCAUCUAGGUUAUAACGGCAUUUCCAGCCUGAUGAAUCUUCAGCUCAGUCGACUGACUAACCUCAGAGCACUGUUCCUACAAGGGAAUGAUAUCAGUCAGGUGGAGGGACUAGAAGGUUUGCAGAGGCUACGCGAGCUGGUUCUGGAUCGAAAUCGAAUCAAGUUUUUGAAAGAGAACUCGUUCUGUGGACAAUUGGUUCUGGUGGACCUGCACCUGGCAGAGAAUCGCAUUUGUGAACUGAACCACCUGCAGCCGCUCCCAGCGCUCAGAAGAUUGUUCUUAGACAUGAACAAAAUACAGGAUAUUUCAGAGCUGGAGAAACUGGAGGUUCUCCCUUCCCUUGUUGAACUGUCUGUAGUUGGCAACCCAGUGUCACGACGGUCCCUCCACAGGCAAGCAGUGGUACUGCAUCUAUCUAGACUGCAGGUUCUGGAUGGAAUCACAAUCACCCUUGAAGAAAGAACCAGAGCAGAGCUUUUAUCUAAUGAAGCACAGGGUUCUACAUCUAGCUCAGUCAGUGAUGUGACUUUACCUGGUCUGGCACCACUGAUCAUCCGACCAGCUCCUUCAAGACGUACCAGCCUGAAUUCAGGAAUAUUCACAUUCUUUUCUGAUCAGCAAGAAGACAUGCACGAUACCAUCAGAUUUAGGAAGCAGAGAGCGGGUGUCUCUCUCCUGCGUGGUCUUCAAAGUGACGUGAGCUUCAGGCAGAUCAGAGGACCUUUCAGUCUCUACGCAACAGCACUACAGCCAAUCAGACAAAGAGUUUAUCCUACCUACCCUAACAUUGAUCCUGAGAACAGGUUCCGGUAUCACAGUGGGCCCAGACCUCCACCUCCUUUGUAACUGCAGAACCAUGGUGACACACUAUGUGUGCAUGUUUGGGCUGACACACUAUGUGUGCGUGGUGUUUUUGUUGACUUCCACAAAAUGUGCUGGAUCUAUGCAUUUUAUAUUGAACUUAUAUUCACAGUUGAUUCACAGAAUGUUUAUUGUUUGAAAAUGAUGACGAAUACCAUACCAUAAAGAUAUUAAAUGGAUAAUCCUUUGAGUC
This is a messenger RNA of Paramisgurnus dabryanus, 5293 nucleotides long. RefSeq names its product leucine rich repeat containing 9 (gene lrrc9). Lineage: Eukaryota; Metazoa; Chordata; Actinopteri; Cypriniformes; Cobitidae. Gene Ontology annotation, molecular function: protein binding. The record is from RefSeq and is a predicted model, not a curated record.